Messenger RNA from Eruca vesicaria subsp. sativa (arugula), 661 nucleotides. The record is from the annotation of a GenBank genome assembly. Lineage: Eukaryota; Viridiplantae; Streptophyta; Magnoliopsida; Brassicales; Brassicaceae.
AAAAAAGCUUAUAGAGAGUUAGAGAGUUACAAAAAUGGCGGCUAAGUUAAUAUGUUCCUCUUUAACAGUCCAUUCCAUGGCCAACAAGAAGCCUUCACCUUCUCCAGCCAAAACCAAAACCUCAAAGAAGGGCACAACAAGUGGACAGGUGAAGCUACUAACAAGAGUAGAGCAACUCAAGCUUCUAACCAAAGCCGAAAAGGCAGGACUUUUAUCCUUAGCCGAGAAAUCAGGUUUCUCUCUAUCCACCAUAGAGCGUCUCGGAUUGCUCACUAAAGCUGAGGAGUUCGGCGUUUUGUCCGCCGCUACUAACCCGGAAACGCCUGGAACGUUGUUCACUCUAAGCCUCGGUUUACUCCUUCUUGGACCGGUUUUCGUCUACUUGGUCCCUGAGGAUUACUCUUGGCAAGUGGUGGUUCAGCUCGUGGUGGCACUUGUGUCUGUUCUUGGUGGCUCUGCUGCUUUCGCUGCUUCUGGUUUUGUCUCCAAUUUGCAGAAAUCUGAUUAAACCCGGUUGUAUUGAUUUUUAUUAAACCGGUUGGGUUUUUUUGUAUCGGAUUCACUUGUGUGUUUGAUCUAGAAUUGCUUCAAGUUCAUUUCAUGUAAAUGGCUAAGCCCGUUAUGAGGCCCAAUAAUAAUUAAAAUAUCAAUCUCUUUCGCC